This is a messenger RNA of Gavialis gangeticus (Gharial), 1683 nucleotides long. It is a transcript of the gene ZNF683, whose product is annotated as zinc finger protein 683. The transcript is spliced from 5 exons. Gene Ontology annotation, cellular component: cytoplasm; nucleus. Gene Ontology annotation, biological process: regulation of transcription by RNA polymerase II; cell fate commitment. The coding region runs from base 1 to 1683 and encodes 560 amino acids. Gene Ontology annotation, molecular function: DNA-binding transcription factor activity; histone deacetylase binding; RNA polymerase II cis-regulatory region sequence-specific DNA binding. NCBI's taxonomy places the organism in Eukaryota, Metazoa, Chordata, Crocodylia, Gavialidae. The record is from RefSeq and is a predicted model, not a curated record.
AUGAGGGCCGCCAUCCUGGAGAGCGGGCACAGGCUGCCCCGUGGGGUCUACGCCCCGGGGGGGCAGCUGCGCCACGUCCUGGGCACCCGCGACCUGCGCCACCGCAACUGGAUGCGCUAUGUCUACCCUGCCCCGGGCACCACCGCCCAGAGCCCGGCGGCCUGCCAGCACCACCGGGACAUCUACUUCUACACGCUGGCGCCCAUCGCGCCCGGCGCCGAACUGCUCCCGUGGGCCGGCCGCGAGGUCGCCCAGCGCCUGCAGCACCCGGCGCUGGCUGCCAAGCUCGAGCCCCAGGGUGUGGGCAAGCCCUGCCUGGAGCCAGGCUCGGAGCAGCUGGCAUCGGCGGGCACCCCGGCCUGCCACGACCUCGCCACCAAGCCCACAAAAGAGGAGGAGGAAGAGAAGCGUGCAGACGUCCGAGGGCUGGGCAGGGGCACGGGAAGCCGUGCCGUCUGGCCCUGGCCCCCGGGGCUCGGCUUGUCCCACGAUGCCGCUGGAGAAGCGGCUGGGCCCGCGUGCCAAAGAGACGGGGACGUCCCGAGCCAGCCGGGCCUCGGCCCCUGCCCCUGCGGCCUCGCUACCUCACCGCGCCCGGAGCUGCAGCGGCACCUCGGUGGCCUCUCCCCCGCCUGCCCGCUGUACUGGCCCCCCGGGUACCUCUACGCCUGCAGCCCCAGCCUAGCCCACUGCCCCCGGGUGCUGCUGGUGCCUCACGCCUCGCCCUUCCCACCGCCGCCCGCACCGAGCGGGGCAGGGCAGCCCUCCGCCUUGGGGCUGCCUUCCCAGGGGUACGGCCAGGCCCUGCGGGAAGGCUUGGUCCCAUACCCCGGAGCCCACCGGACUGUGCCACCGCUGCCCCUCGGCAAACAGGACGACCCCCAGCUCCAGGAGCCGGGCUCCCUCGCCCUGGGCUCCGGGCUCCAGCCGUGCCUGCGCCCCGGCGCAGACGCGGACGCUGCCCCCCGCGCCAAAGCACAGCCACAGAGACCUACCUCCCGGCUCGCCCUCCAGCUGGAUGCCGUCAACCUCAGCGUGCCAAAGACUCGCCCCCCGGACCCCCCGCCCGCGGCCUUGCCCCCGAAGAAGCAGAGCAGCAGGCCCAAAUACGAGUGCAACAUCUGUGCCAAGACCUUCGGGCAGCUCUCCAACCUCAAGGUCCACCUGCGCGUGCACAGCGGGGAGAGACCUUUCCAGUGCCCCGUCUGCAAGAAGCGCUUCACGCAGCUGGCUCACCUGCAGAAGCACCGGCUGGUCCACACCGGCGAGAAGCCCCACGAGUGCCUGGUCUGCCACAAGCGCUUCAGCAGCACCAGCAACCUCAAGACACACCUGCGGCUGCACUCGGGCGAGAAACCCUACCAGUGCCCCCUGUGCCCGGGCCGCUUCACCCAGCAGGUCCACCUGCGGCUGCACAGGCGCCUGCACGAGCUGGAGUGCCAGCACCGCUGCCCUCGCCUGCACCCGCUCAGCCUGGUGCUGCACCAGCGCGCCCGCCACCCCCGGCUGCCCGGCGCGACCCACGACUUUGGCCCGGAGGGUGAAGGGGCCGACGCCAGCCAGGCCGCGGGGCUGGUGGACAGUCUGCUCCUCGUGGACAAGGCCUCGGGCUCAGCCCUGUUGCCCCUGCCCCGCUACGGGCUGCCCGUCAAGCGGGAAGCCUCCCCCAUGCAGCCGGCCUGA